Betta splendens (Siamese fighting fish) is the source of this 7083-nucleotide messenger RNA. Its product is annotated as bromodomain adjacent to zinc finger domain protein 2B. The transcript has 38 exons. Gene Ontology annotation, molecular function: protein binding; DNA binding. The record is from RefSeq and is a predicted model, not a curated record. The coding region runs from base 270 to 6899 and encodes 2209 amino acids. Lineage: Eukaryota; Metazoa; Chordata; Actinopteri; Anabantiformes; Osphronemidae.
GCACGCGCCGGCUGCAGAAGUUUGCAUUGUAGGAGCGCUGUGCUGACGUCACUUCUCCCGAGUUGCCUGGAGUAAAGCGGGGGAGCGUCUCUCCAAUCUGCGCCCGGAGACCGACACGUCCGGUCACAUCCGCACCCCGGACACCAAUUACUGACCCGUUCUCAUCGAUCCGCGUCGAUGUGGCUCCAACAGCGCUAAACUAGGCGGCGCGUCGCCGUGCGGCUUUUCCGUUUUUUUUAAAGGAAUAUCCAGAUCGUCGAAGAUAAGGUAUGGAGUCCGGACAGCAGCUGUCCCCCCAGUCUUCAGCCACACACUCCCUUCAAAUGGCCUCGUCUUCAGCCAGCUCACCCCCAGCUCCAGCCCCGACCCCACCCGCAAAGUGCAGCCCAGCCUCCAGCCGGGCCAGCAGUUCCCCCCUCGCCAAAAAUGGCCAAAUGCCACGGAUGAGCAUAAAUGAACAUUUCAAUACAUCUGGCAGCUUUCCUUUAAUGAACCAUCCAGAUUUGGGGCUCUACACAUCAACUUCAGGCCAUUCUGAGUUCGGAGGCCUUGGUAGUCUGGGUUUGUCUUCUAUGGCAGCUUUCUCCCAGUUUGGUACAUUUCCAGUGUCUCACUUUGCUCCAGACUGGUGUCGGACUCCGGAGGCACCAACUAGAGGAGUCUUCUUCCCUCCUCUUCUGGGUCUGCAUCCAGCAUUUGCAUCAACCUUCAAAAGCCUUGAUCCUAUUCAUUUACAGGCAUUUUCCUCAGUUUCUGUAGGCGUGAAGGGAACAGUGAAUGGUAGGGGACCUUCCUCUCCUGCUGGGAAGUGUACUGUGAGCACCAGUUCAUUUCCAGUAAAGGAACAACGAGGGACAAACACAACCAAUGGUAGUGGAAGACAAAAAGCCCGUCAGGACCCAGGUCAGCUUCACCAGAAGACUGUUCAACAACCACAAGAAAAGAAACCCAACAAAAGAUCAUUAGAGACUUUGAACAUGGGCGGCAACCAUUCGGGGUCUGUGUCAGGCAGCUCCAGUGAUGGUGAAGAGAUCAGCAGUGACCCUGAUGACAUGGAGGAGGAGGACAAUGAUGAGGACAACCAGAGCAAUGACAGCGAGGACUCGGAUUCAGAAAAAGAGGGCCCCGUUAAAGUAAAAGUUAAGCGGCUGACACACAACACUUCAGAGAGUAAAAAGAGAAGACCUUCCACUGCCGUGGACAGUCAUUGUGACAGCGUUCCUUUGACAUCCUCAUUCAACCUCCAGUUCGCCUCGCGUCAUGCCGGCGGAGAUCUGUCCACAGAACCGCUUCCGGGCUCCAAGACCGCAGAGGACAAGCGCCAGCAGCACAUCAGCGUUAUCCAGACCACAGGGCUCGCAGGCGGCAAUAACACCCUAGCGCGGUGUCACAGGAAGUCCCUUCCUCUGCUCUUCAAGACCCCACCCAAUUCUGUAUCGUUCUCCACCUCACAUAAACAUUUGCCUCCUUCCACCUCACCAAAGCGCUCCUCUCAUUCAUCCUCACCAAAGCACAGUUUCGUCUCCUCCUCCCCCAAACCUCUUGAUCUCUGCUCCCCUAGCAAAUUCCUGCCUCUGAGUUCCUCACCUAAACCCUCAUCUCUGUGUUCAUCCACGACACCCGCCCUCUCUUCUUUACCAAAACCACCAACAUCAAUGGUCUCACGAAAGCCUACGCGUAAAAGCAAGUUUCCGAUGGCCACACAGCCUGCUGAUAGCGUGAAGGAGAGCAGUGGAGACCUCCCAGAUGGAAGCCCGUUAAAAAUGAAAACUUUAAAAUUAAAAAAGCUCGCUCAUUCCAAGGACUCGUUUGAGCAGGCGUUCGCUGUGCGACCCACAAGCCAGAACUGCAAUGACACCAAUCAGUUCUUCAGCCAACAUCCUAAUGGAGUGAUCAACAGUAAAGCCCAGGACGCCCCUUUGGCUCUCAUCACUAAGCCCCAUCACCUGAGCAGCCUUUCUAGCAGAAAGCUGAUCCUGGCACCUAGCUCUCCCUACCCAGUGCCCAUCAAUCUGAGCACUGGCAAAAAGGAACCAUCAGGCCCUGCCGCUUCUCCACAUAAACCUUCUGCCUCAUUAGGACUUGCUCAUAGACCAGGGAAGACCACUACCGUCGCUUCUCUACAUGCAGGAAAGAGUCAGCCCACAAACAGUCUCUCCUGUCUGGGUAGAGGCUGUGAGUCUGAUAUCCACAGCAGCAAGGACUCAGAUGACUCUUUAGAUGACUUUGAUGAUGAUGACGACGAUGAUGGUAUUGAGGAUGAAGAUUCUGGCAGUAGUCUGUCAGAAUCGGAGAGCAAUCUGGAGAGCGACUCUGGUGGUUCUGAGGAUGAUAUAAAGGCCAACAAUCAUAGCAACGCAACAAGGGCUCCUCUAAAAUCAGUGGCAUCGCUGUCACCUCCCAAGUCCACUUCCACCCUCUCCACCAGCUCCCCCCUACUUAACCCGCCAGUCAUCAAGCCGUCUGUUAGCCUGCACACGCCCACCACACUGACCAGCUCAGGGCCACUGAGUAACCACAGCACCCCGUCGCCAUCCUUUGCCACACUGUCAGGAUCAGGGAAGAGGAGGAGAGUAACAGAUGAAAGUGUUUUACAAUUGCCUCUAAAGUUUGGGUGGCAGAGAGAAACCCGGAUCAGAGCAGUGGCAGGUCGCCUACAGGGGGAGGUUGCUUACUUUGCCCCAUGUGGGAAGAAGCUGCGUCAGUAUCCUGAUGUCAUCAAGUACUUAGUCCGGAAUGGAAUAACCAAAAUCUCGCGAGAUAACUUCAGCUUUAGUUCAAAAAUGAAAGUUGGCGACUUCUAUGAAGCCAGAGAAGGACCAGAGGGUCUACAGUGGUUCUUGCUGGCGGAAGAUGAAAUUGCUUCCAGCAUAGUAGCAAUGGAUGGUCGACAUCACCGGCGCCCCAAAUCUGACCCUGAGCCAGCAGGUGAGGCCAUCAGAGCCAGAGAAAUGAAGGACCAUCUGAAGUUAAAUAUCAAUAAAAACAACUUCCAAAACGUCAGGGACGUCAAGCUGCUGCGCAAACUGGAGGCUCAAGAAAUAGCUCGGCAGGCAGCUCAGAUUAAGUUGAUGAGAAAACUUGAGAAGCAGGCCAUGCUGCAGGCGGCCAAAGAGGCGAAGAAGCAACAAGUCAUUAUGGCUGCUGAGGAGAGGCGGAAGAAGAGGGAGCAGCUAAAGAGUAUAAAACAGCAGGAGAAGAUCAAGCGCAUUCAGCAAGUUCGUAUGGAGAAGGAACGCCGUGCGCAGCAAAUUCUCGAGUCAAAGAGAAAGAAAAAAGAAGCAGCAGCUAAUGCUAAGAUCCUGGAGGCUGAGAAACGGAACAAGGAAAAAGAGAUCCGAAGACUGCAAGCUGUCAUACUGAAGCACCAGGAGUUGGAGAGACAUAGACUAGAUAUGGUAUGGGAAAGGGAACGGCGGAGGCAGCACAUGAUGCUUAUGAAGGCUGUAGAGGCCCGUAAAAAGGCAGAGGAGAAGGAGCGUGUGAAGAAAGAGAAGAAGGAUGAGAAACGGUUAAACAAGGAGAGAAAAUUAGAGCUGAGGAGACUGGAACUGGAAAAAGUGAAGGAGCUUAAGAAGCCCAAUGAAGACAUGUGUUUAGCAGAUCAGAAGCCAAUGCCGGAGUUAUCCCGUGUCCCUGGUCUGGUCUUGUCAGGAAGCACCUUCUCUGACUGCCUGGUGGUGCUGCAGUUUCUGUGCAGCUUUGGAAAAGUUCUGGGCUUAGACAGAGGAUCAGGCAUGAUCCACCUAUGGGACCUUCAGGUGGGGUUGCUGAACAUCGGGGGCAGUAGAGACAAGGUGCAGGACCUUCUGGUGAGCAUGCUCUCUGCAGCUGUGCGUGAUCCUGGUUUGCCUGCAGGCCACAAGAGUAAAACCAUCUUGGGGGACCACUUGACCAACGUGGAGAUAAACCGAGACAACGUGUCUGAGAUCCUGCAGAAGUACAUGGAGGGUCACUGUGAGCAGACCGAGCUGGCUGCUCUGACCCUCAGCCUCAGGACCAAGCCUUUUCAAGCCCACAGUCCAUCUCAGAAGGCCUCCAUCCUGGCCUUUCUGGUUAAUGAGCUCUGCAGCAGUAAAGCUGUGAUCAGUGAGAUCGACAAAAAUAUAGAUCACAUGACCAACCUGAAGAAAGAUAUGUCGGCUGUUGAGGGAAAGCUUCGCAAACUGAGGAACAUCCAUGCCAAGAGGACAGGUAAGAGAGACGUUGGUGUGGGGGGAGAGGACCGCACCCUCGUCAUGCCCACUGUCACAAGCAAGUGCAAGAGGAAAGAAGGAGACAGCGAGGAGGAAGAGGACGAAGACGAUGACACUGAGGACCAAGGGGACGACGAUGAUGAAGAGGAGGAGGAAUCCGGGGGAAGGAAAGGGAAGAAAACUGACAUAUGUGAAGAGGAGGACGACGGCGUGCACUCAAUCAGCGUGGAGGAACUGGAGAAACAAAUUGAGAAAACAUACAAGCAACAGAAUCAUAUCAGACAGAAGCUUUUUGAGUCGUCCGUUUCACUCCGCUCCAUGACCAUUGGGCAGGAUCGCUACAAGAGGCGUUACUGGCUCCUUCCACAGUGUGGGGGGGUCUUUGUUGAAGGCAUGGAGAGUGGCGAAGGUUGGGAGGAGGUGGAGCGGGAGAAGAAACGGCAGAGGGCCGCGCAGGAUUUCAGUGUGAAAGAGGAGCAGAACCCAGCGGGAUCCAGCACACCGCAGAGCCCAGUCGGUCAUCCAGCCGCGUCGGGCCAGCAGGAUAGCCUCAACCUCUUUCUCCAGAAACCUGGCUCCCUAUCUAAUCUCAGCAAACUUCUGGAAGAAGCUAAAACAACCCAAGACGCUAACACGGACAUGAACAGCCAUAAAGUUUCUGCCAGUGCAUCUUAUCCCUUGUAUCCCUGCUCUCAAGGAGGAUUAACCCACAGUCCCCCGUCUGUGACCUAUCAGCAAGUGAUCAGUGCUAAUAAAACAGAUACUCCCGUGCCAUCUUUGCUGAGGGCCCCCCAGCUCAAAGGCAGUCCCUGGUUAACCUGCAGCCCCCAGCGUGUACCUCAUGACGACCAGCUUACCAAGAUACUGAACAGCCAGUGGUUUAGCCUCCUGCCUCGCUCUCCUUGUGACGAGGCCUCGCUCACCUCCUCCUGUACAUCCGUCUCCUCAUCUCCACACAUCAGCACCAAACCCCUCUCUUCUCCCUCUCCCACUUCUGUAGCCACAACCAACUACAGUGCUUCUGCUGGGAUUAAUAAUUUACCAUCACCCGUCAUUCAGCAAGUUAAGUCUGGCAUUCAUCAGCGCAGCCUGACACUGUGUGACGAGCCCAGUACAGCAUCAAGUCUCAGCCUGUCUUUCCCUGGCAUGUCUCCACACCCCAUGCUGGAUCUGGUCUCCCAGCAUACAGAGGGUAGUGGGAACAAAGUGCCUUUACUGGCUAAUAACAGCGCUGUCAUCAAGCAUGAGACCACAAAGGUCUCGAGCGAUACGCCUCUUUGUGCCUCAGUCUCUAAUGUGGAGGUGGCCAAGACCCAGGACUACCCAAGUCCUCAGCCCAUCCCAGAGGAGAUGCUGCAUGGUUGGUGGAGAAUAUCGGACAUGGAGGAACUGCACAGUGUGGCCACGGCCCUUCACAGCCGAGGCAUCAGAGAGAAGGUCUUGCAGAAACAGAUCCAAAAACACAUGGAGGAUAUGAACCAGCUCUAUGCCAACAGCAAAGAUGUGGGUGAUAUGGCAGAGAAGCAGGAGGUGAGUAAAAGGAUAGUGGAGAAUUGGUGCAUCGAGGACCAAGCCAUGGAGGUGGACAUUGGCCUGCUCCGGCAAGUCGAGGACCUGGAGAGGAAGGUCGUGUCUGCAAGUCUGCAGAUCAAGGGAUGGAUGCACCCGGAGCCCAUGUCGGAGAGGGAGGAUUUGGUCUAUCAUGAGCACAAGCUGUUCUCCUCCUUAGCUCCACAUAAUAAAGGCUGUGGGGAAACGAGCUCUGAAGAACCUGUUGGCCCUGUGGUACGGUGGCCCAACAAUCCCCUGGACAUAGCAGUGAGCAGGCUGAUGGAGCUGGAGAGGAACAUCGAACGGAGCGAGGAGGAGGCUGCUCCCGGGUUGAGGGUGUGGCGCAAAGCCGUCAGCGAGGUCCGCAGCUCAGCUCAGCUGUCGCUCUGCAUCCAGAAGCUGCAGAAAUCCAUUUCCUGGGAGCGGUCGCUCAUGAAAGUGCACUGCCAGAUCUGUGGUAAAGGAGAUAAUGAGGAGCUGCUCUUACUCUGUGAUGGCUGCGACAAAGGCUGUCACACGUACUGCCACAAACCCAAAAUCACCACAGUACCUGAAGGCGACUGGUUCUGUCCCAGCUGUGUGGCAAAGGAAAGUGGCCAGAAGCACCAGAUCCAGGCGGCUGCAUGGGGAAAGAGAAGCGGCGAGGCGAAGCGGAGCGUCAGGCCGCCUGCGGUGGGAGAGCACACGCGGGAGGAGGCGGCCAGCAGCCACGGCGUGUCCAAGAAGGCCCCCAAGGAGGUCCGGAAGAGAAAGGGGGACGAGGUCCCGCCCGGCCCACAGGCCAAGCACGAAAGCCCCGUCCCGUGUGCCAAAAAGGCCAAAACGGCCAGAGGUUCCUCAAACGGGCUGGCCACGUGUCGGGCGCUGCUGGCCGAGCUGGAGGCCCAUCAGGACGCCUGGCCCUUCCUCACGCCCGUCGACCACAAGGCCGUGCCCGGGUACAGGAAGGUCAUCAGGAGGCCCAUGGACUUCUCCACCAUCAGGGAGAAGCUCACCAGCAACCAAUACGUGAAUUUGGAGGCGUUCAUCGUCGACGUGAACCUGGUGUUUGAUAACUGCGAGAAAUUUAACGAAGAUAAUUCAGAAAUCGGACGAGCCGGCCACAACAUGAGGAGGUUCUUCGACGAACGUUGGACUGACCUCCUGAAGUGAGAGGAUUGGAGUGUGGAUCCCCUGCUGCUGUCUCUGCAUUUUAAGCCCUCGUGGCGUUGGAGGCCUCGUGUGCAACUGAAUGCACACACGGCUCUAAAAACUGCUGUGCAGUGUAAGGAGGGGACGGACGCCGCUGCUGUGUGUAGUGAGGAAAGUCAUUAAAUGGAUUCAUAUCGAAGUGCAA